CGAGUGGACGCCGCUGCACGCCGCGGCCGGCGCCAUGAAGCUCAACGUGGACGGGCUGCUGGUCUACUUCCCGUACGACUACAUCUACCCGGAGCAGUUCUCCUACAUGCUGGAGCUCAAACGCACGCUGGACGCCAAGGGUCACGGUGUCCUGGAGAUGCCCUCGGGCACUGGGAAGACGGUGUCGCUGUUGGCCCUGAUCAUGGCUUACCAGCGGGCGCGGCCGCUGGACGUGACCAAGCUCAUCUACUGCUCCAGGACCGUGCCGGAGAUCGAGAAGGUGAUCGAGGAGCUCCGUAAGCUGCUCAGCUUCUACGAGAAGCAGGAGGGCGAGAAGCUGCCGUUCCUGGGGCUGGCCCUGAGCUCCCGCAAGAACCUGUGCAUUCACCCCGAGGUGACGCCGCUGCGCUUCGGAAAGGACGUUGAUGGGAAGUGCCACAGCCUCACGGCCUCCUACAUUCGGGCGCAGUACCAGCAGGACGCCAGCCGGCCCCACUGCCGCUUCUACGAGGAGUUCGAUGCCCAUGGGCGCCAGGUGCCCCUCCCUGCCGGCAUCUACAACCUGGAUGACCUGAAGGCCCUGGGGCAGCGCCAGGGCUGGUGCCCCUACUUCCUCGCCCGGUACUCGAUCCUGCACGCCAACGUGGUGGUCUACAGCUACCACUACCUCCUGGACCCCAAGAUCGCCGACCUGGUGUCCAAGGAGCUGGCCCGCAAGGCCGUGGUGGUCUUUGAUGAGGCCCACAACAUCGACAACGUCUGCAUCGACUCCAUGAGCGUCAACCUCACGCGCCGCACCCUGGACCGCUGCCAGGGCAACCUGGAGACGCUGCAGAAGACGGUGCUGAGGAUCAAGGAGACAGACGAGCAGCGCUUGCGGGACGAGUACCGGCGCCUGGUGGAGGGGCUGCGGGAGGCCAGCGUGGCCCGGGAGACCGACGCCCACCUGGCCAACCCGGUGCUGCCGGACGAGGUGCUGCAAGAGGCCGUGCCCGGCUCCAUCCGCACGGCCGAGCACUUCCUGGGCUUCCUGCGGAGGCUGCUGGAGUUCGUCAAGUGGCGCCUGCGCGUGCAGCACGUGGUGCAGGAGAGCCCGCCCGCCUUCCUGAGCAGCCUGGCCCAGCGCGUGUGCAUCCAGCGCAAGCCGCUCAGGUUCUGCGCCGAGCGCCUGCGCUCCCUGCUGCACACCCUGGAGAUCGCCGACCUGGCCGAUUUCUCCCCCCUCACCCUCCUUGCCAACUUCGCCACGCUCGUCAGCACCUACGCCAAGGGCUUCACCAUCAUCAUUGAGCCCUUCGACGACCGGACCCCCACCAUCGCCAACCCCGUCCUGCACUUCAGCUGCAUGGACGCCUCGCUGGCCAUCAAACCCGUGUUCGAGCGCUUCCAGUCAGUCAUCAUCACGUCGGGGACGCUGUCCCCGCUGGACAUCUACCCCAAGAUCCUGGACUUCCACCCCGUCACCAUGGCAACCUUCACCAUGACGCUGGCCCGGGUCUGCCUCUGCCCCAUGAUCGUCGGCCGCGGCAACGACCAGGUGGCCAUCAGCUCCAAGUUCGAGAGUCGGGAAGACAUGGCUGUGAUCCGGAACUAUGGGAACCUGCUGCUGGAGAUGUCGGCCGUGGUCCCCGAUGGCAUCGUGGCCUUCUUCACCAGCUACCAGUACAUGGAGAGCACCGUGGCCUCGUGGUACGAGCAGGGCAUCCUUGAGAACAUCCAGAGGAACAAGCUGCUCUUCAUCGAGACCCAGGACGGCGCCGAGACCAGCGUCGCCCUGGAGAAGUACCAGGAGGCCUGCGAGAACGGCCGCGGGGCCAUCCUGCUCUCGGUGGCCCGGGGCAAGGUGUCCGAGGGCAUCGACUUCGUGCACCACUACGGGCGGGCCGUCAUCAUGUUCGGCGUCCCCUACGUCUACACGCAGAGCCGCAUCCUCAAGGCGCGGCUGGAGUACCUGCGGGACCAGUUCCAGAUCCGGGAGAACGACUUCCUCACCUUCGACGCCAUGCGCCACGCGGCCCAGUGCGUGGGCCGGGCCAUCCGGGGCAAGACCGACUACGGCCUCAUGGUGUUCGCAGACAAGCGGUUUGCUCGGGCGGACAAGCGGGGAAAGCUGCCUCGCUGGAUCCAGGAGCACCUGACGGACGCCAACCUGAACCUGACUGUGGACGAGGGUGUCCAGGUCGCCAAGUACUUCCUGCGGCAGAUGGCACAGCCCUUCCACCGGGAGGACCAGCUGGGCCUGUCCCUGCUCAGCCUGGAGCAGCUGGAGUCGGAGGAGACGCUGCGGCGGAUCGAGCAGAUCGCUCAGCAGCUGUGAGCCCGGGCCCGCUAGGCCGUGGGGUGCCUCCCGCGCUCCCGGGCCUGCAGGAAGCUCAGGCCGACGCCUCAGGGACUGCAGAGCCUUUAAUCGCAGGGGGAUCCCCGCCUCACCCCCCGAGUCCUGCCGAGACGCCAGGGCCCACGAGGUCCGGCCUCACCGGGGGCUCAGGUCCUGGGUGCUGGUGCUGAGGGUCCUCGGGGCCUCGCUCAGGCGCCAGCUGUGGACCUGGGGACGGCACAGCGGUUGGAGGGGGAGGAGGGGCGGGCACAGCCCCCCCACCCCCGCCCAGCCCCUCACCUGCGGCUGAGUGCCCGCGGCCCGGGGCCCGGCUGUGGGCAGUGUGUUGAGCGACACAGCUCUCUUCAUCCUGCAGGGGGCCACAGGACACGGUGUCUCCCAGGGGGUCAGCCGUGAGGGCCAGGGGGCUCACACCGCCCCCGCACCCACACUCACCCAGCAGUCCCUGCGGGGCCCUCGCCACGCAGCCGCGAGACCAGCUUCUCACUCCCGCGCCGGAUGGACUCGCGGAGCUUGGAGAAGGAGCUGCUCCUGCGCAGGGCCUGCGGGGCCGGAGUCAGGGGUCAGGGGUCAGCGCUCAGUGCAUCCCCUGCCUGGCCCGGGCCACGCCCCGGCUCACCUGCUGUUCCGCGUGGUCACCAGCGGUGCCUGUGCUGGGGGCUCCUGGGGACGGAUGCCAACAGUGAGGGAGGGGUCUGUCCCCCCGUGGCCGUAGGGGUGGGGCGGGGCUCACCGAGCGGGGCGGGCAGCUGCUCCCGGUGUAGGAUCUCCUUGUACAGCGCCUCUGCCUGCUCGUACUUGUUCUGCUUCAGGUAGGCCGAUGCCUGCGGGGUGCAGGGCUCAGAACCCCGGCCCCGCUGCCUGCCGGGGGACCUAGGGCAGGGGACUGCCUGCCUCCUGCUCCCCGGGGGCCAGAGCCAGUCUCCUCGUGCCUCAGCCCCCCCCCCGGGGGGGGGCACUGGAACGAACAAUAAAACCUCUGCCUGC
Lepus europaeus (European hare) is the source of this 3325-nucleotide messenger RNA. RefSeq names its product ERCC excision repair 2, TFIIH core complex helicase subunit (gene ERCC2). Gene Ontology annotation, cellular component: nucleus. Gene Ontology annotation, biological process: positive regulation of mitotic recombination; nucleotide-excision repair; transcription by RNA polymerase II. The transcript is spliced from 23 exons. The record is from RefSeq and is a predicted model, not a curated record. Bases 35 to 2317 code for a protein of 760 amino acids. Lineage: Eukaryota; Metazoa; Chordata; Mammalia; Lagomorpha; Leporidae. Gene Ontology annotation, molecular function: damaged DNA binding; DNA helicase activity; ATP binding.